This is a messenger RNA of Priapulus caudatus, 1202 nucleotides long. RefSeq names its product protein ovo-like. NCBI's taxonomy places the organism in Eukaryota, Metazoa, Priapulida, Priapulimorpha, Priapulimorphida, Priapulidae. Bases 1 to 1197 code for a protein of 398 amino acids. Gene Ontology annotation, molecular function: DNA-binding transcription factor activity, RNA polymerase II-specific; RNA polymerase II cis-regulatory region sequence-specific DNA binding. The record is from RefSeq and is a predicted model, not a curated record. Gene Ontology annotation, biological process: epidermal cell differentiation; regulation of transcription by RNA polymerase II. Gene Ontology annotation, cellular component: nucleus. The transcript is spliced from 5 exons.
AUGUCACGUGGCUCACCCCCGUGUAUCACGUGUCUAUUUGCAGACGAUGCGACGACGUGUCCGUGCGACGACGACAACCGCGUCGGCUACCGUCCGCCGUCGCCGCCCGAGCAGGCGCUCGAUCUGACGUCACGUUCGUCGCGCGCCGCAGCAGCCGACCCCGUCCGCACGCCGCUGACGUCAUACGUCGACCACCCGGUGUCGCCACAAGCGGGCUUCACCGCCCGUCAGGUCGCCGAGCCGGUCGCCAUGGUAACGGGCGCGCCCGGUGGGAACGCACACGCGCAUGCGCGCCGCUCACCGACGGAGCUGCCGUCGUCGUUCGAGAAGACGACGGAUGUGACGUCACCGGGGUUCUCGUCGAUGAUGUCACUCGGCGAGUACCCGACGUCGGCCGGCCGACCGAUGAUUACUUCACCGGCGCAGCCGGCGAUGACGACGACCGGACAGCAGGGAUUGAUGACGUCGUCACAGACGCGCAGCGUCAUACGCACGUCGCCGAGUCGGCCGGCGAUGACGUCACCCGACCGUCCGGGUCGCACGCCGCCGCUGAGCCCCCUGGCGGGAACGCACGUCAACAUGCCGUUUUUGCAGGCGCAGCUCGGCCUGCCGCCGGACAUUCCCGUAGAGGUAAUCAAUGGUGGACACGGCAUCAAGAACCCGCUGCUGCGGGAGGCGGCGGGGAAGGGCGGCGGAGGCGGCGACCACCACGUCGCCACGGAACCGCUGCCGCCAGCGCCGAUCCAGGCUGACGAUAACAAGUUUCUCUGCAAGAUCUGCUCAAAGGUCGUGCUGUUGCAGCGUCUGCUGAAUACCGACACCAAUGAAGUGCCAUCUAGUUUCAACACGAUACCCGUUUAUCUGAGAGACACACUGCGCCCACGCGAUACAGGCGUGCGUCCGUACCAGUGCGGUCACUGCGAGAAGCGCUUCACUCAACGCUGCUCUCUCGAGUCGCACGCUCGCAAGGUGCACGGCGUGCAGCAGUGCUACGCCUACAAGGAACGGCGCUCGAAGAUCUACGUGUGCGAGGACUGCGGUCACACGUCGAUGGACCCGGAGCUGCACUACGUCCAUCUGAAGCAGCGACACCCGCACAGCCCUAGCCUGCUGAAGUACUACGACAAGCGGCAGUUCAAGUUCCAGCAGGGCUUCACUGCCGCUCAGAUGUGUCCCGCCGACGGAGAGGAGCGAUGAGGGGG